This is a messenger RNA of Athalia rosae (coleseed sawfly), 3035 nucleotides long. Its product is annotated as lymphocyte-specific helicase-like. The record is from RefSeq and is a predicted model, not a curated record. Gene Ontology annotation, molecular function: chromatin binding; ATP-dependent chromatin remodeler activity; ATP binding. Bases 130 to 2646 code for a protein of 838 amino acids. Gene Ontology annotation, cellular component: nucleus; pericentric heterochromatin. Lineage: Eukaryota; Metazoa; Arthropoda; Insecta; Hymenoptera; Athaliidae. The transcript is spliced from 7 exons. Gene Ontology annotation, biological process: DNA methylation-dependent constitutive heterochromatin formation; lymphocyte proliferation; negative regulation of gene expression via chromosomal CpG island methylation.
ACCAAGCAAUGGGCAAGCAAGCACAUUGCCGGCCAUCAGUUAACAAACGCGACUGAGCUGAGAAAUGUGUAAAAGCGAAGCUCCUGUUACUUUGGUGAAAUAAAUGAUUAGAUCUUCAAAUUAGUUAAUAUGAGUAAUCAGACAAUUGAGUCAAGUAGCAAUACAUCCAAAGAGGCCCGAAAUGUUGAAUUUAUCGGGAUCUGCGACGAUUCAGGAUUUGCAAGCAUAUCCGGAUCUGUAGCUACAGAUUCAGUACCUUUGGAUGAAGACUCACAUAGUUCAAUUGCUGACAAUGUCACAUUUAACCAGACACCCCUGGAAACAACGAUACAUGAGAAUACUUCUCUGCCAAAAGUUUUGGGUAAGAAACAAUUACGCUUGCAAGCUGAAAAAGAGAAAAAACUUGCGGCGACAGAGAAGUACAAUCAAGAUAUUAGAGACUCGAGAUAUAAAAGACUGAUGCAUCUUCUCGAUCGCAGUCAGUUCUAUGCUAACUAUUUAGUUCAAAAGAUAGAUGCGUCUAGCCAAAAACAAACGUUGAAACCAAACCUCAAGCGGAAGACAAAAGUAAAGGAUGAGAACGCUCCACCAAAAAAAAAAACAAAGAAGCCUCAGGAUUGGCAAGAUUAUAACAUCAGUGAAUACAUGACCAAAGAAAACAUGAAUGUGAAAGCAGAUCAGAAGAACUUGAAUUCCAGCCAAGAAGAAAUCAUUGGCGAUACAGAUGCCGUAAAAUACGAGCUUAAAGAUCAUGGAGAUGUGAAAUUGAAAUAUUUCAAUGGCAAAUUACGUGAUUACCAGAUUCAGGGCUUGAGAUGGCUUCAAGUACUUUAUGAAAAUGGUGUUAAUGGAAUAUUGGCAGAUGAAAUGGGUCUAGGAAAGACUAUUCAAGUGAUUGCAUUGAUUUGUCACCUUGUGGAAAAAAAGAUACCAGGGCCUUAUUUAAUUAUUGCACCACUUUCAACCAUUCCAAACUGGCUUACGGAGUUCGAAAAUUUUGCACCAAAAAUACCCGUUGUGUUGCUCCAUGGAAAUCCAGAAAAACGAAACCAAGCUACAAAAAAGAUCACUAAAUUUGCCAAGAUUGAUGAACACCAAACCCAACCAGUAGUUCUAACCACCUUUGAGGUACCUUUACAGCAGGAAUAUUUUCUCAGGAUGCAGCAGUGGAGAUACAUUAUCAUUGAUGAAGGGCACAGAAUCAAGAAUUACAAAUGCCAACUCUUACAGGUUCUUAAGAAAUGUCAAUCGAUGAACCGUCUUUUGCUAACUGGUACCCCACUUCAGAAUGACCUAUCAGAAUUGUGGUCUUUGCUGAAUUUUCUGUUGCCGGAAAUUUUCAAUGAAUUGGCUGUAUUUGAAUCUUGGUUUGAUGCUAAUGAGCUACAGGAUGAAGAAGGGACCGCAAGAAUUCUCAAACAGGAAUCAGAGAAACAAGUGUUAUCGAGUUUGAGGGAGAUACUGAAACCAUUCAUGCUUCGACGUCUCAAGUCAGAUGUUUGUUUAGAUAUUCCUGCUAAAAAGGAAGUGGUGGUCUAUGCUCCCAUGACAGAACUACAACACGCCUUGUACAAAGCGGUUCUGGACCGUGAUAUUCAUGUUCUUAGUAAAAUCGAAGAAGAAUCUCUAAUAUUGCCUGAAAUUGAUGGUCAACGUCCAAAAAGACGGUGUACACUUAAAGCCAAUCAGGUUGAGUCUGCAACUCGUGCAACUCGUGCUAAUCGCGAACGCCACUAUUCUCGAGAAUCUACCCCGUCUGGUGAUGAAACUGCUACUAUGAAAUGGGAACGAAAUACCUCACCAAAUGAAUCCAAAUUAACUGAGUGGAAGCAAUACACAAAUAUUGAUGACCGUAACAGAGAUUUUUUUAUACGUGUUCAGACCAAUCAAAGAGGUGUUAUGUAUAAAAAAAUAGUGAAUCAUCCCUACCUGAUUCAUUGCCCCCUAGGCUUUGACGGUCUACCUAAAAUUGACGAAGAGCUUGUUAAAAGUUCGGGAAAACUUCUAGUGCUGGACGCGAUGUUGCAAAAGCUCAAGGCGGGUGGCCACAGAGUUCUUUUAUUCUCUACAUGGACCAUGAUUUUGGACGUACUGGAAGAUUAUCUUAAUAUGAGAAAGUUUUCUUAUGUACGAUUGGAUGGAACAUUUAAGUUCGAGGAGAGACAAAGAGACCUUAAACUCUUCAAUUCCGAUCCAAACAUAUUCGUAUUUCUAAUAACGACCAGAGCUGGAGGAGUCGGAUUGAAUCUGAUGGCCGCUGAUACAGUCAUUAUUUAUGACAGUGAUUGGAAUCCUCAAGCUGACAUUCAAGCCAUGGCGCGUUGCCACAGAAUUGGUCAAACACGUCCUGUUGUCGUAUAUAAAUUAUGCACAAGAGGAACUAUCGAUGAACGAAUCCUUAAUCGUGCUGAAGCAAAGCGAAAACUAGAAAAGAUGGUCAUAUCUAAAGAUCUAUCGCGAUUGAACCUCAUGAAUGUGGAGAAUUUAGUGCAUCUAAAAAACCUCUUACAAUCUAGUGAAAACUCGAUCGUAACCGCAGAAAAAGAUGUUUUUACAAAAAAAGAGCUGGACGACCUCAUGGAUCGGAGUGACUUGUUGCCAAAGAUGAAACAAGAGAACACAGAAAAGGCGGAAGAGAAUAUCUAACUCAAAUUCAACAAAACAGCUCGAUUAAAAAUUUGAAAAGUGUUGAAGACACAACCACCUCCAAUAUUGUUAUUAUUAUUAAUAUUUUCAUUCAAGUGUAAAGGGGUCAUAAGCUUUGGAAUCAGAGUGAUUUCAUUCGAAGAAAAAAAAAGUUGACUUCAAAUUAAAAGAAAAAACUAUCCUAGAUUUAAGGGAUGUAAAUACAUUCUAUAAAAACCUCUGAUAUUAUUAUUGUUAAUACCGAUGUGCAAAAACGUCGAGAGCUUCUUUCAAACUUGUCUCGUACAUAGUAUUUUUUUUGUAUUAUCGUUCAUUGUUUUAUUUUCGUACUUAUUUAUUUUGAUGUAAUAUAAUUGUUUUGUACUGAUUAAAAAAAUCGAUCUACUCUA